UGGUUUUUGUGUCCGCUCCAGAGUUUCCUCUCUGUCCUCUCCUCGCUAGCUCCGCCCGCCGCGUGCUCCCGCCUCCCACUCGGAAUGCCUGUCUGGGGCGGUGGAAAUAAGUGCGGCGCCUGCGCGAGGACCGUAUACCACGCCGAGGAAGUUCAGUGUGAUGGGCGGAGCUUCCACCGCUGCUGCUUUCUGUGCAUGGUUUGCAGGAAAAAUCUAGACAGCACAACGGUGGCGAUCCACGAUGACGAGAUCUACUGCAAAUCCUGCUAUGGGAAAAAGUAUGGCCCAAAAGGCUAUGGUUAUGGCCAGGGCGCUGGCACGCUCAACAUGGACCGCGGCGAGAGGCUGGGCAUCAAGCCAGAGAGUGCUCAGCCGCACAGGCCUACAACAAAUCCAAACACUUCUAAAUUUGCCCAGAAAUAUGGAGGUGCUGAGAAGUGUUCCAGGUGUGGGGAUUCUGUCUAUGCUGCCGAGAAGAUAAUCGGAGCGGGAAAGCCCUGGCACAAAAACUGCUUCCGAUGUGCCAAGUGUGGGAAGAGUCUCGAAUCCACAACUCUGACUGAGAAGGAAGGUGAAAUCUAUUGUAAAGGGUGCUAUGCAAAGAACUUUGGGCCCAAGGGAUUUGGCUAUGGUCAAGGAGCAGGGGCCCUUGUUCAUGCUCAGUGAUGGUGUAAACCCAGAACGAAGCACCGUGCACACCGAAUCGUCACUACCAAACACAGAUGACUUCCGGCACUCACUACUGUGAAACUCCACCAGCAUGUGGCACUGUGUGUCCACCCCUCUCCCUGCACAGGCAGGCUGGACCCGGCAGCGCUGCACCCGCCCGUUUGCUGAUUCACUAGCAUUUAAGAGCAUUUCUUUUACAUCUGAAAUAAAGUUUCGGCUUGAUCUGGGUGCCUCUCUGAGGUAACCUGGAGCUGUUGUGA
Arvicola amphibius (Eurasian water vole) is the source of this 929-nucleotide messenger RNA. It is a transcript of the gene Csrp2, whose product is annotated as cysteine and glycine rich protein 2. Bases 85 to 666 code for a protein of 193 amino acids. NCBI's taxonomy places the organism in Eukaryota, Metazoa, Chordata, Mammalia, Rodentia, Cricetidae. The record is from RefSeq and is a predicted model, not a curated record. The transcript is spliced from 6 exons. Gene Ontology annotation, cellular component: Z disc; cytoplasm; nucleus. Gene Ontology annotation, biological process: muscle tissue development; sarcomere organization. Gene Ontology annotation, molecular function: actinin binding; structural constituent of muscle.